Schizosaccharomyces japonicus yFS275 is the source of this 5110-nucleotide messenger RNA. RefSeq lists its product as hypothetical. The record is from RefSeq and is a predicted model, not a curated record. Bases 4286 to 4822 code for a protein of 178 amino acids. Lineage: Eukaryota; Fungi; Ascomycota; Schizosaccharomycetes; Schizosaccharomycetales; Schizosaccharomycetaceae. The transcript has 5 exons.
AUAACGAUUGUAUUACUGUUGUCAAUGUGUUCAGCGUGUCUCAUCAUACUCAAUUGCCAAGACCCAGAUUUCCUUUACGAACGCUUUAUCUUAAACCAAGCAGAAAUGAAUCAUUAAAUAUUUUGUUAGAUAGGAAAGUACACACACUAGUACCGUCUCGUCCUCUUCUAUUUUUUUUCUUGUCAAAAAUGGUGUUGAUCCGCUGCUGGAGUGAAAUCCGUUGGCAAUGGAUGGCGGGGCCUGGGUCGUCUGUUCCAUGCUGGGAGAAGGUUUGAAGGAAUGAAGUUACAACAGGAUAGGAAAGCAAGCAAGAACGAAGUGACAUAGAGGCGGGGGAGAGACUGUGUGCGAACAAGGGUAACAGACAUCGAACAAGCAGAAGAAAAAACAAAUUCAUGAAAUUCUCAUGGAGCGGUAGAGGCAGCCAAAUCUGAACGAACGGGAUCGCUCAAUCGAUAGAUGGAAACGUCCUUGUCAAAGGCCACAUGACCCAUAUCCUGUGGAGUAAUAAAAAUAAACUGCUUUUCAGAAGAAUCUUUUGCUGAGUCGACCAUCAUUUUUAUACUAACGAGUCGAUUAACGGCGUCCAUGAAGACAUCAAACUCAUCCAAGCAGCGGAUAGGACAACUCAUAGCCUCCCAGAUGGAAAGCAACAUACACACCGUUGCAAAAGAUUUCUCGCCGCCGGAUAAGCCUUGAACGGUAUUUUGUGAACGCGAUGACUGGGACUGGAAACCAAUGUUGCGGUUGGCUGGAUAUACACGCGGUUCAAGGAACUCGUCCUGAUGACGAAUGACCAGUUUUCCCGUGAAAUUACGUUGAUUCAGAUAUAAUUCAAAGAGUUCUUUUGUGCGCAACGUGAUAAGUUUACGAAACUUGGUCCAGCGCUCAACACGUUUCCGCAAUGUUUCCUGCAAAAUCUCGAGUAACUUUUCCAAGCGGUCAAGUAAAAUCUUAGCACGAUCGUGUUCUUCCUUUGCUGCCAAGUACUCCUCGGCGGCUUUCUCGAUGGAAAUACCCGUUUGUCCUCUCCAUUCUUGAAUUUGAAGUUCUAAUCGUUCAAUUUCCACAUCAAGUUCUUCUGGAGUGUGUUCCACCGGAACACGUUCACAUCGACUAGAUGCUUUUGCGGUGAAGUCUCGAACAAUUUGAGCCCGAGUUUCACGAGAGUACUUUUUCUCAUUCAAUGUGUCAAUGCAAUUCUGUACUCGAUUUUGAUAGUGUUCCAAGUCAACGUCAUACUUCGUUUUGGAGUCGAGUAAAGCAUUCAGCUCUUGCUGCGCUUCACCCAACUUUUGACUUAAACGUUUAAUCUCCUCCUUGACGGAGUUUAGUUUCUCAACCACUGGCGCUUGUUUUUCCCGUAGACGAGAUGCCGCAUUUUCAGCAUCGUUUAAUUGACCCUGAUAACUUUCAAGCUCAGUCUCUGUAUCGCGAAUUCGCUUUUCCAAGUUUUCAAUUUUACUCGUGUCCAUAGAUGCAAUUUCCAUAGCUUCUAACGAAUUUAGCUUACGCCGUUUAGACAAAACGGUUUGUUUUAGUUCACUGACUUUUUCAGUAAUGAUCGCCUCUUCACGGUAAGCCCGAGAGUAGUCAAUCUUCGCAUCCUCCCAACUUUUAACAGCUUGAUCGAGCUCUGCUUUAAAGGCGGCCAGCGUCUCUUUUUCUUGCUCUAUGUUCAUGGUCACCGAGUUACCAAUCCGAGGAGGGCGAUUCCAAGGUGAAACCUUAGAGAUACCAGAAGAUCGUUGAUUACUAACGAUUCGAAAACCAUAGCCUUUGCUUCUGGGAUCAAUGGCGUAGCACUGUGUUACGUUCGCCGGACCACUCUUCAUAAAUUGUUCUGCCUCGCGUCGGUCCUCAAUUAAUAGCAUUUUUUCAAUACCCAAAUGAUUGAUGAGGGUAUGCAACACCUCAUCAUCCGAGAAGUCAAUCAUUCGCAAAACAGUUGGAUACUUCUGCGUUGGUUCACCUGCGGAAUAGUCAAAUGGAUCGUACUUGCCAACAACGAUAGUGGCACGACAAUUAGCUUGGCGCAUUAAAGACUUAAGCAAAGCUUGAUCAUGAUGGUCACGAACAAUGAAACCAUUGAUUACAUUGCCAAAGAUGCGCUCCAAAAUUAAAUGCCAUUUAUCAUCUUUCACAUUCAUGUAACGACCCAUUGGACCUUUUGGCUUACUGAUAAAACGUGUUUCCCGAUUAAUCAAGUACAGCAACCGAGACAUGUUUUGGCCAAAUGCACUAAUUCUGUCGGACCGAACAUCUUCUAUGAUACGCAGUUUUCCUGCUUGAUCUGAGCAUUUUGAAGUUGCAAGUUCCUUUGCCUUUUCACGUUCCUCGAGAACAUUCUUUAGAUCCUGCACUUGUUGAUGAAGUUCGUUUUUGCGAGUUUCUUGCUCAACAAUUAGUUCACCUAGGUUGGCAAUCUCUUUUUGCAGAGCCGAAGUUUCAGUAGCUCGUUGGUCAUGUUGGCCAUCACCGCUUUCCUUGUCGCGGUUGUGUUCUACGGCAAGUUGUUGACGGUAAGCAUCCGUACAUUGUUUUGUCGCCGUGAUACUAUUUUGAAUAUCUUUUUUCUGAACUUCAAUAACAUUCAAUUCCGAGCGGUGUGAUUCAAAUUCUUGGGCGAACUCCUCAAAUUUUCGCCGAAGUUUUGUUUUCUCCUCAUUGAGCUCCUCGAUUUUCUGCUUCUUUUCUGUGAUUUUUUCUUCAACCGAGUUGUUGCUUGAAGCAUAAUCUCUUAAGUUAUUCUCCGCGCGUGCUAGGUUGGCUUCAGCGACUUGAACAUCCUUUUCAGCAGCGAGUAGCUCUUUUUCAACCUCAAUGACUUGAGCCCAAGCCAUCUCUGCUUUUUUCUGUUCCACAAGUAGAUGCAUAUUCUCGGCUUUGCGAGUUUUUUCCCAUUGAAACCGACAGCGCUCUUCAGUUUUCGAGAGGUUAUGGAGCGCAUCUUUCUUGUUCAGCAGAAGAUUCUGAGUACUACUGAUGCUGUCCUCGAUUAAUGUAUAGUUUUUCUCUAGUUGUUCUAAUUGAAUGCCUUUCAUGAACAGCCGAUACUUUUCCUUUGGACUUGAGUUUCCAAGGAAUUGUCGAGCAGUGUCCUGUGUCAAGAUGUUCAUGGGAUUGUCAAUCUGAAGACCCAUGUGAUCGCAAAUAUCAUCAAGCUCUUCCUUUCUUGUUGAUACGACGGUUCCAUCCUGAGCACGAAUUUUUAAGUCGUUGGCGCUAUCCCUGCGGACGGUACGCUCAAUAGUAAUGAAGUUUCCAUACACAUCAUGUCGGAAAGCCUCUGGACCUCGGUUACUUAUAACGAUAGACACACGGGCCUGUGAACGGCCUUCUUUAAUCAAUGUUUUUAGAUUCGCACCACGAUUCGUUGAAGCUGCUUUCGCACCCAGACAUACGACAAGACCGGUGAGUAUAGCACUUUUACCGCUACCAUUAUGACCAAUAAUAAAAUUGAUCCGAGGACCGAAAUCCAGUUUCAGGGCAUCAUGACACAUGAAAUUGAUAAGAUGAAUAGAUUGUAACACGCCAACUCGAUUUGCAAAAAGAGCAUCAUCCUCGCGGACAUCUAACUCCGGGGAAACGAGCCGAGAAGACACGUUCGAGUCAUUUUCUUGCUCAUUAGAAUCGUCUUCCUCUGCUGAUUCAAUAGUCUCUUCCCGAAGAGAUGUAACCUUUGCGCGUUUAUUUGUCACCUGUAAGCAAGGUCAGUGAACCAUUGUUUUCUGCAACAAGCACCAGUGACAUUAGAGCAGUAAGGGCACAUACGUUUUCUUGAUUUUCAUUAUUUAGUUGUCUUUUGUUUACUAUUGGGGUUACUUGCUCCACGGAAUUCGUCUCGAAAAGGUGUUCAUUGUAAUGAUUGCUAAUUUGACUCAACGACAUGUAAAGAGCUUACAAAUUGUGACGAAUAUUAGUACAACUGGCGAAAUACGCCGUAAAACGCGCUUUAAUCAAGGAAAUAUGCGUUAACACAGCUGUUCCCGGCAAUCUGUGCAAGCGUUGAGAGAAGAGUUCGCGACUCAAUAAACCACAGAAAACUCGACGAAAAGCAAUAAUCGGGAUUGACGUCUCGCGAUUCCGGAAAAGAGACGAGACAAACAAUUGCACUAAUAUUAUCAUUUUUAGCUUUUUAAAAUUUGCCGCGAUUUUUUCUGUUUUUUAUUUAUUUUUUCUGUUAUUUUGGAAAUAAUAAAAAAAUAAAAAAAAUCAUCAUUCACCAAUUAUCUACGAACUUCCUCAACUGUUUAUGGAAUUUUCUCCAGAUAUUUCAUAAAAAAUGCCUCUAAACUUAUUAAAGCACAAGAGCUGGAAUGUCUACAGUGAAAAAAACCGUGAACGUGUGGAAAGGGAUGAAGAGUUGGCACGCUUAGAAGCUGUGGAAGCAGCAAAAGCCGCGUCCUGGAGUCGACAAGGAGAGAAAUUAACAGAACUACCUAAUGUGCGAACAUCAUCACAUGCCAACUUUUGGGAAAAAGAGGAACGCGAACAUCUGGAACAUGAACGCUUUCAGCAGGAGCACAAGCGAGAGCUGGAUGCGAUGAAAGAAAGACACGGACUGGGGCCGCUUCCAUGGUAUGCGACAUCGCCAUCAAAAGAAGACAAUAAUCUCGAUCCACAAUUACCCAUCAAGUCUGUCAAAGGUUCCAGCCUAGAAGACCCUCUGGCGUUCAUGAAUCGUGUGUUGAGCACAAAACAAUCACAAGAUUCUAAAACAACGGCCUCUGCUUCCCAUAAACGUUCCCAUAACAGAGUUCACAAACACACGUCCCAUCGACAUCGUCGAAGAAAACGAACAGAAGAACACAAGCCGUAAACAAGAACCUUCUAACUGCGCACGAACGAACGAACAAACUCGACUUAACCUUAUCCAUCCAUACUUCUUUUUUCUUCGACAAUCACACCCCUCUAGUCAUUACCCUCCUAAGACUUCUUGCGCGCCUCUUGUAUUUAGUAGUCUUCUUCUAUGUAAUAUUAGCUGCCUAUUUAUGUCGUUUCGGUGGUUCUUUGUAUGGGAAAUCUUGUUGUAGUUUUUUUUUGUUUCCUUUGAACAGAAUAUUCUGCUUACUUCGCCCCGUACAAGCCACAUGAAACACAAAUUCAG